This is a messenger RNA of Phacochoerus africanus (Common warthog), 1005 nucleotides long. Its product is annotated as olfactory receptor 9K2. The record is from RefSeq and is a predicted model, not a curated record. NCBI's taxonomy places the organism in Eukaryota, Metazoa, Chordata, Mammalia, Artiodactyla, Suidae. Gene Ontology annotation, molecular function: odorant binding; G protein-coupled receptor activity; olfactory receptor activity. Gene Ontology annotation, biological process: G protein-coupled receptor signaling pathway. The transcript has a single exon. Bases 58 to 1005 code for a protein of 315 amino acids. Gene Ontology annotation, cellular component: membrane.
UGAAAGACAAGAGUUCACUUAUUUAUUUUGCCUUGUGCCUCUCAGCAGGUUUCUGCCAUGGGCAUGGGGGACAGGGGAACAAGCAACCACUCAGGAGUGACUGACUUCAUUCUUGUAGGCUUCAGGGUCCGCCCAGAGCUCCACUCUCUCCUCUUCCUGCUCUUUCUGCUGGUCUACACCAUGGUCCUGCUGGGGAAUGUUGGCAUGAUGGCCGUUAUUAUGACUGACCCCCAGCUGAAGACACCAAUGUAUUUCUUCCUAGGCAACCUCUCCUUCGUUGAUCUCGUCUAUUCGUCUGUUAUUGCACCCAAGGCUAUGAUCAACUUCUGGUCUGAGAGCAAGACCAUCUCCUUGGCAGGCUGUGUGAUGCAGUUCUUUCUUUUCACCCUCUUCAUUGUGACUGAGGGCUUUCUCCUGGCAGUCAUGGCUUAUGACCGCUUCAUUGCCAUCUGCAACCCACUCCUCUACUCUGUCCACAUGUCAACACGUCUCUGCACUCAGUUGGUGGCAGGUUCCUACUUUUGUGGCUGCAUCAGCUCCAUUCUUCAGACCAGCAUGACAUUUACUUUAUCCUUUUGUGCGUCUCGGGCCAUUGACCACUUUUACUGUGACACUCGCCCACUUCGGAGAAUAUCUUGUUCUGAUGUCUUGAUCCAUAAAAUAAUUUCUUUCUCCUUAUCUAGCAUCAUUAUUUUGCCUACCAUCAUAGUUAUUAUUGUCUCUUAUUUAUAUAUAGUGUCCACAGUUCUAAAAAUACGCUCUACUGAGGGGCGUAAGAAAGCCUUCUCCACUUGCAGCUCUCACCUAGGAGUUGUGAGUAUUUUGUACGGUGCUGUCUUUUUUAUGUAUCUCACUCCUGACACUUUUCCUGAGCUGAGUAAAGUGGCCUCCUUAUGUUAUACCCUAGUCACUCCCAUGUUGAAUCCUUUGAUUUACUCUCUGAGAAACAAAGAUGUCAAAGCAGCUCUAAACAAACUUUUAGAGAAGAAAAGUACUAUUCUAUGA